CGGGUCGCAUGCGCAUGGUUCAGCCCUUUCAGCUGAGAACUUCCAGCAUGGCUGCCAUAGGAGUUCACUUCGGAUAUACUUGCGCUUGUGUGGCGAUAUUUAAGGACGGGCGGGCUGAUGUGGUGGCUAAUGACGCAGGAGACCGAGUGACUCCAGCUGUGGUGGCCUACAGAGACACUGAGCAGAUUGUAGGUAUCGCAGCAAAGCAAGGACGGGUUCGCAAUGCCGCCAACACAGUUGUUAAAGUGAAACAAGUGCUGGGGAGGAGCUUUGAUGAUCCGGAGACACAAGCUCACAAAACACAGACCAAGUGUCAGGUGGUCAAAAGAGAAGAGAAGCCGUAUUACGAGAUCACGGCAGGAGAACAUCCGGAGUAUGUGGCUCCAGAGGACGCUGCGAAGCUCAUCUUCCACAAAAUGAAAGAAACAGCUCAGUCAGCUCUGGGCUCUGAUGUCACAGAGGCGGUCAUUACCGUCCCUUUUGAGUUUGCACAUGCUCAGAAGCGUGCUCUGAGGGAGGCGGCUGAAGCUGCAGGGUUCCACGUACUGAGGCUGAUCCACGAGCCUGCUGCUGCUCUGUUGGCCUACAACAUCGGACAGGACUGUUCUUCUGGAAGGAGCCAUGUCCUGGUGUAUAAGCUGGGCGGGACGUCCCUAAGUGUGACAGUGCUGCAGGUCAAUGGAGGAAUAUUCCGGGUUCUCAACACCCACACUGACCACAGCAUCGGCGGGGAGAGCUUCACCCAGGCCUUGGCCCAGCACCUCGCCGCUGAGUUCAAACGCACCUUCAAGCAUGAUGUGAGCAGUAAUGCUCGGGCAAUGCUGAAGCUGAUGAAUGGAGCAGACAUGGCCAAACACUCUCUGUCCUCAUUGGGAUCAGCCAACUGCUUUGUUGACUCGCUGCACGAUGGCAUUGACUUUGAAUGCAACGUCUCUAGAGCUCGGUUCGAGCUGCUCUGCUCCUCACUCUUCAACAAGAGCAUCCAGCCAAUCAAACCCCUGCUGGAGAAGGCGGGGCUCUCCACCAGCGACAUUAACAAGGUGGUUCUUUGCGGUGGCUCAGCCAGGAUCCCUCGUCUGCAGCAGAUGAUCCGGGAGAUGUUUCCUGAUGUGGAGCUUCUGAGCUCAGCACCUCCUGAUGAAGUCAUUGCUGUGGGAGCAGCCCUGGAAGCAGGCUUACUGGUUGGCAGAGAUGGCCUCUCCCCCGAGGAAGAGUCUGUCACAGUGGAUGUUUCUGCCUCGGACAUACUAGUGAAGGAGGUGGAUGACUCCGGAGCCGAGGUGUUCACUGUGCUCCUCCCAUCGGGCACGCCCCUGCCUGCUCGCAGACAUCACAUCCUGAGCGGAGGGGGGAAGCUGUCCUCGCUCUGCCUGGAGAUUUACCAGAGAUUUGUCACAGAGCAACCAGAGAAGCUCGCUAAGAUCAUCUUGAGAGACCUGCAGCCCAGAGAGGAGAACCAUGACAUUGACACAGUGGUGACCAUGAAAAGGGACGGUUCUGUUCAUGUCUCCUGUGUAGAACAGAGCACCGGAAAGCCAGAGGUCAUCACCAUAGCAGCCACUUGCUGAUCUGCAGUCCAGACGACGCACCUGCACACAGUGUCAGUGCGAUGGAUUGUUUUGUUUAGUUUCGUUUUUUUUAUCCCGCGCAAUAAACAGUAUCAAACUCAGA
Chelmon rostratus (copperband butterflyfish) is the source of this 1671-nucleotide messenger RNA. RefSeq names its product heat shock protein 14 (gene hspa14). NCBI's taxonomy places the organism in Eukaryota, Metazoa, Chordata, Actinopteri, Chaetodontiformes, Chaetodontidae. The transcript is spliced from 14 exons. Gene Ontology annotation, biological process: protein refolding; cellular response to unfolded protein. Bases 9 to 1568 code for a protein of 519 amino acids. Gene Ontology annotation, cellular component: cytoplasm; ribosome. Gene Ontology annotation, molecular function: ATP-dependent protein folding chaperone; ATP binding; misfolded protein binding. The record is from RefSeq and is a predicted model, not a curated record.